Molecule: messenger RNA, 324 nt
Organism: Staurois parvus
Lineage: Eukaryota; Metazoa; Chordata; Amphibia; Anura; Ranidae
Source: the annotation of a GenBank genome assembly
CCUCCAUAUCAUGUGAUUCAGGUGUUCCAAUCCCCUCCAUAUCAUGUGAUUCAGGUGUUCCUAUCCCCUCCAUAUCAUGUGAUUCAGGUGUUCCAAUCCCCUCCAUAUCAUGUGAUUCAGGUGUUCCAAUCCCCUCCAUAUCAUGUGAUUCAGGUGUUCCAAUCCCCUCCAUAUCAUGUGAUUCAGGUGUUCCAAUCCCCUCCAUAUCAUGUGAUUCAGGUGUUCGAAUACCCUCCAUAUCAUGUGAUUCAGGUGUCCCAAUCCCCUCCAUGGACACAGGUGUAUACAAUCAAGCCCCUAGGCAUGCAGACGGCUUCUACAAAC